Molecule: messenger RNA, 1044 nt
Organism: Alternaria arborescens
Lineage: Eukaryota; Fungi; Ascomycota; Dothideomycetes; Pleosporales; Pleosporaceae
Exons: 1
Coding region: 1-1044 (347 amino acids)
Cellular component (GO): lipid droplet; endoplasmic reticulum membrane; mitochondrial outer membrane
Molecular function (GO): 3-beta-hydroxysteroid 3-dehydrogenase (NADP+) activity
Source: RefSeq, a predicted model, not a curated record
AUGUCUGGUACUAUUGUUCUCACCGGCGCUAAUGGCUCCGCAGCUCUCUGGACAGUUCGCUACUUGUUGCAGCAUCAUCCAGACAAACACCUUAUACUCACUGUUCGAGACACUUCCGAUUCAGAUGCGAAUACCAAUUUACUCCGCGAGGCACUCGCAGAAUAUCCAGAUGCAAGUUUCUCCGUCCGCCCGCUCGAUCUCUCAAACCUUCCUGCCGUCCACGAGUUCGCGGAGAGGCUUGUCGAUGAGAUCUCUGGAGGAAAAGUACCGAAGCUAGAGAGCAUCAUUCCCAACGCCUUUUAUUGGAAUCUGGUAUCGGCUAUGCAGAUAACAGGCGAUGGCUACGAGAAGACAUUUCAGGUCAACCACAUCGCCCACUCCGUUCUCAUUCUCCGCUUGCUCGGUAGCUUUGCUGAAGACGGUGGUCGUAUCGUUCUUUUUACUAGUGACACUCAUUGGCCUGGGAAAAGCGCUCUUGAAAAGAUAAAGCCAAGGAUACCUGCCAACUUGGACGAAUUAGCCAAGCCUCCUGCAGACGAGCCAGAAGAUCACAUGGCCCACGGACAGAAUCGCUACGCUCUCUCGAAACUGGCUAUUCUGAUGUGGAUGUACGCGCUGAAUAGACACCUUCAAAAGGUUUGCGAUGAUUCCAUCCUAUCUGAAAUCCCUCUGACCAUUUCCAAGAACCCUCGUUUCUCGAACAUUACUGCUGUGGCUAUCAACCCUGGCAACUUGAGUGACUCUCGAGCACUGCGCGUGAAUACCCCUGCAAUGAUUCAAAUGAUGUCAAAGUACAUUAUCCGGCCGCUGCGUCCAUUGCUUCGUUUUAUGGACCCAACCAUGCGCACCUCGAGCGAGGCCGGCACUGAUGUCGCCAAACUAGCAGUCAACGAGGCAUCUCCGGGCUAUCGCGGAUUUCUUACUCUGCUGAAGGAAGACACUAGUUCUCCUGACAGCUUGAGCGAGACGGUGCAGGAAGAAAUUUGGGCAAAGACAUUGGAGUGGACAGGCAUUUCAGCAGCAAAUGCUGGUAUCUCCACCUGA